Messenger RNA from Orbilia oligospora ATCC 24927, 1386 nucleotides. RefSeq lists its product as uncharacterized. Gene Ontology annotation, molecular function: glutamine synthetase activity. The transcript is spliced from 4 exons. The record is from RefSeq and is a predicted model, not a curated record. NCBI's taxonomy places the organism in Eukaryota, Fungi, Ascomycota, Orbiliomycetes, Orbiliales, Orbiliaceae. Bases 1 to 1386 code for a protein of 461 amino acids.
AUGACUACUGCGAUAGAACAUACGGCCGAGGCCAUAAUUAAGGCUCUGGAGGAAAACGGCGAUGACAAGGUGAAAUUAGCUGGUCUCGAUGUCGACGGAAUCUUGCGCGGGAAAAUGAUCUCGCUGGACAAGUUCAAGAGCAUCAUCCACGCCGGAUUUGGUUUCUGCUCAGUUGUAUUUGGCUGGGACAUGCAUGAUCAGACAUACUUCAAAGAAUUGUCGAUAUCUAACCAAGAGAACGGAUAUCACGACAUAAUUGCGAAAGUCGACCUCAAAACAUUUCGACGAAUCCCAUGGGAAAACAACGUUCCUUUCUUUUUGGUCAGUUUCUAUGAUCCAGAUACAGAUGAACCAAUCGCACCUUGUCCAAGAGGGCUUCUGAAAUCUGCAUUGGCAAAGUUUGAGAAGGAUAACAUGGGAGCAAUGGCUGGAGCGGAAUACGAGUUUUACCAGUUUUCGGCAUCACCAGAUAAUAUCAGAUCGGAAAAGCCGGAAUCAAUUCCCUCCAUUACACCCGGAAUGUUUGGGUAUUCCCUGACACGUCCUGUCCUCUUCCAGGAAUACUACUAUGGCGUUUACGAUACCUGUAAAGCCUUCAAUGUGCCACUCGAAGGCUGGCACACAGAAUCAGGACCUGGUGUAUAUGAGGCGGCAUUAGCAUUCACAGAUGUUGCAGAAAUGGCCGAUAGAGCAUCUCUAUUCAAGCUGACUGUCAAGGCUCUGGGCGCAAAGAACGGAAUAACACCCUGCUUUAUGGCGAAGCCAAAACAGGGGCUGCCCGGAAACUCCGGCCACCUUCAUGUUUCCAUUGUUGAUAAACAAACUGGAAAGAAUUUAUUUGCCAGAGAAGAGAAGGAUCCUAAUCCCCCAUAUCCAGAUGUCGCAUAUGUCUCAGAUCUUGGUCGACAUUUCCUCGCCGGGGUUCUCGAGGGAUUGCCGUACAUGAUGCCCCUAUUCGCUCCAACCAUUAACUCAUACAAGCGUUUGGUAGAGAAUUUUUGGGCCCCAGUAACGGUUUCAUGGGGUCUGGAGCAUCGUGCAGCGUCAAUCCGACUUAUAACCCCGCCCACAGCAUCGCCUAAGGCGACAAGACUGGAAGUUCGAGUCCCAGGUGCUGAUUGCAAUCCGCAUUUUGCUCUAGCAGCUAUCUUAGCUUGUGGAUAUAGGGGAAUUGAGAAGAAGUUAGAACUUACCACACCACCCCUUGGAAAAACACAGCCAAGCGGUGGUGAGAGACUGGCGAAAUCUUUACAGGCCGCUACUGCAAAAUUCAUGGAGAAGGGCAGCAUUGCAAGAGAGGUCCUAGGAGAUGCGUUUGUUGAACAUUUCGGAGGGACCAGAGAACAUGAGUGUCGACAAUGGGAAGAAGCAGUUACGGAUUGGUGA